AUGGCAUUCAGAAGUAUUAACCCAAAAAACAAUAAGUUGUUUAUGAGUUAUGAGGCUAUAACUAAUUAGCAGAUGUUUGAACAUCUUGAAAAGUCUUAUAAAAGCUAUAAGUAUAUGAGAAAUUAAGGAAGAGAAGGUUUCGAUGAGCGAUUCUCAAAGUUUUAAAAGCUGAUAUCUUUAAUGAAGGAUAGAAAAGAAAAGAUUGCUCUAGGGAUCACUAAUGAUAUGGGCAAGCCAUUGAAGGAGAGUAUUGCAGAAGUUGAAAAAUCAAUGGGAUUAGUAGAGUACUAUAUAAAAAAUACUAGAGAUUUAGCUGCUGACGAGAUUCUUCAGACAAGAUUCCCAGAAACUACAGUAAGAAAUUAACCUUUGGGACCAACUUUGAGGAAUCCUAUUCUACUUAAACACUCAGAUUAAGUUCCAUAAAGUGCUAAUAACUUGGAUUUGCUAUUUAGAGAUUCGUAAACAUUUUCACUUAUAAUUGUAUUUAGUGGGUUUGACAAUGGAGAAUUUACAAAUCUUUUCAUUGAUCAUAAUUAAGCUGCUGAUUUGAUUGCUGAUCCAAGAUUAACUAGUGUAAAGUUUGUUGGAAGCACUUAGGGAGGGAAAAAAGUUGCUGAACUCUGUGGAAGACAUAUGAAAAAGUCAGUAUUCGAACUAGGGGGUUCAGAUGCUUUUAUUGUAUUAGAAGAUGCUGAUUUAGACUUAGCAGUUUAGAAAGCAAUUAUUGCAAGAUUGCAUACAAGUGGCCAAGCUUGUAAUAAUGCAAAAAGAUUUAUGAUUCAUGCUUAAGUUUAUGAUGAAUUUGUUCAAAAACUCAAAGCUGGUCUUGACAAACAUAUCAAGAUUGGUGAUCCAUUAGAUAUGACAACAACUAUUGGCCCUUUAAGCUCAUAAAGAGCAAAAGAAGGACUCACAAAUCAGAUUUAAAAGUCACUAUAAAAUGGUGCUAAGAUUAUUUAUGGAAAUCUAGAGUAUGAGCAUCCAAAUGAGGAGUUAAAAAAUGGUAAUUACUUUCAUCCCUUAGUUUUGGAAAACAUCACAAAAGACUAACCUGCAUAUUGCGAAGAAUUGUUUGGGCCUGUAUUUUCACUCUUUAAGAUUAAAAGUGAUCAUGAUGCUAUAGAUCUUGCCAAUGAUUCAAUCUAUGGACUAAGUGCAAGUGUUUUCACUUAAAAUAUCUAAAGAGGAAGAUAAGCAGCAUCGUUUUUGGAAGUAGGAAAUGUUUUCAUUAAUGAGGCUGUUUCCAGUGAUGCAGCUAUUCCAGGAGGUGGUGUAAAAGAAAGUGGAUUUGGGAGAGAAUGCUACAAAGAUGGGCUAUUUGAAACAGUUAACAGAAAGGCUGUAAUUGUAGGAAAACUUUGA
Molecule: messenger RNA, 1365 nt
Organism: Stylonychia lemnae
Lineage: Eukaryota; Ciliophora; Spirotrichea; Sporadotrichida; Oxytrichidae
Source: the annotation of a GenBank genome assembly